AUGAAGCUGAAUCUUACAACAGGAAUUACUCCGAACCUUAAUGUUUCUGCUGCGCUUCUUGCAUUUGUGCUUGUUCGAACAUGGAAAAAGUUGCUUGGAAAGACAGGAAUUGUCUCAAUUCCUUUCACAAAACAGGAGAAUACUAUGAUACAAACUUGUGCUGUUGCAUGUUACAGCAUUGCAGUUGGAGUUCUCAUCAAUGGAUUUCAUUCCAGAGGUGACAAAAUGGCCAAAAAGCAAGUACGAGGUUUCUUGAAGUGUUUUUCGUUCAGUUUUUUCUGGGGUUUUUUCCAGUGGUUUUACAAAGGAAAAGAUGAUUGUGGGUUUUCACAGUUUCCUACAUUUGGACUUCAAGCUUGGAAGCAAACGUUUUAUUUUGAUUUUAGCAUGACUUACAUUGGGACUGGAAUGAUUUGUUCCCACAUUGUAAAUUUAUCUUUGCUUCUGGGAGCUGUGCUUUCAUAUGGCAUAAUGUGGCCACUCAUUAGAAAUCUUGAAGGAGAAUGGUUUCCAGCAGAUCUGCCAGAAAGCAGCAUGAAGAGUCUUAAUGGUUAUAAGGUAUUCAUCUCCAUUGCUCUCCUUCUAGGAGAUGGGCUCUACAAUUUCAUCAAAAUCCUGAGUGUCACCCUCAUCAAUUUUCGCGGAAGGUUGAAAAGUAGAAAUCCCAACUCAGCCAUUGCCGGAGUUAGUGAGGACAAGGCUCUCAAAGAUCUCAAACAAGAUGAAGUUUUCAUUCGGGAAAGCAUUCCCAUGUGGGUAGGAGCUGCUGGUUACAUAAUCUUAGCACUGAUAUCAGUGAUUGCAAUUCCAUUCAUAUUUUCAGAGCUCAAAUGGUACUAUGUUCUUGUUGCCUACAUUUUUGCUCCAUCUUUAGCCUUCUGCAAUGCAUAUGGAGCUGGUUUAACAGACAUAAACAUGUCCUACAAUUAUGGGAAAGUGGGCCUUUUUGUUAUCUCAGCAGUGGCUGGAAAAGACCAUGGUUUAGUAGCAGGAAUGGCAGGUUGUGGUCUAGUCAAGUCCAUUAUUUCUGUUUCCUGCAUUUUAAUGCAGGAUUUCAAAACAGGCCAUUUGACUCUAACAUCACCUAGAGCAAUGCUGUUAAGCCAGACAUUUGGGACAUUUUUGGGGUGUGUAGUUUCACCCUUAAGUUUCUUCUUAUUCUACAAGGCAUUUGAUAUUGGGAACCCUGAUGGAGAAUUCAAGGCCCCAUAUGCUAUAAUCUACAGAAACUUGGCAAUUCUAGGAGUACAAGGAUUUUCAGCUUUGCCGAAACAUUGUUUGCAACUCUGUUAUGGGUUUUUCGCAUUUGCAAUCGGGAUUAAUGUGGUGAAAGAUUUUGCUCCAAAGAAGAUUGGGAAAUGGAUGCCACUUCCAACCGCAAUGGCAGUGCCUUUUCUAAUUGGAGGAUAUUUUGCUAUUGAUAUGUGUGUAGGGACUUUGAUUGUGUUUUUGUGGCAUAGAAUUAACUCUAAGAAGGCAGAAUUGAUGGUUCCUGCUGUGGCUUCUGGUCUAAUCUGUGGGGAUGGUCUCUGGAUACUGCCUUCAGCAAUUCUUGGUUUGGCAAAAAUACAUCCCCCUAUUUGUAUGAAAUUCUUGCCUGCCUAG
Fraxinus pennsylvanica is the source of this 1605-nucleotide messenger RNA. NCBI's taxonomy places the organism in Eukaryota, Viridiplantae, Streptophyta, Magnoliopsida, Lamiales, Oleaceae. The record is from the annotation of a GenBank genome assembly.